Messenger RNA from Conger conger (European conger), 8822 nucleotides. Its product is annotated as nesprin-2-like. The coding region runs from base 40 to 7431 and encodes 2463 amino acids. NCBI's taxonomy places the organism in Eukaryota, Metazoa, Chordata, Actinopteri, Anguilliformes, Congridae. Gene Ontology annotation, cellular component: membrane. The transcript is spliced from 43 exons. The record is from RefSeq and is a predicted model, not a curated record. Gene Ontology annotation, molecular function: protein binding.
CCCGUAUCAAAACCGAAAACAACUGUGUCAGAACCUGAAAUGACAGUGGAAAUACUAUCAAUACCUGACAAAACUGAUUUAACAACUGGAAAGCCUGUGUCAAAACCAAAAACAACUGUGUCAGAACCUGAAAUGACAGUGGAAAUACUAUCAAUACCUGACAAAACUGAUUCAACAACUGGAAAGACUGUGACUGAGGAGAAGGUGAGUGUGACAGUAUCUAAGGAACCUGUCGCAGUGCUUGACAAGACUGGCAAAGUCUCAAAAGACACACUGGCACUAAAGAAAGAGAUUGUGGCACCACCAAAAAGAACUGUGUCAGAUCCUGAAAUGACAGUGGAAAUACUAUCAAUACCUGACAAAACUGAUUCAACAACUGAAAAGACUGUGACCGAGGAGAAGCCGAGUGUGACAGUAUCUAUGGAAACUGUCACAGUGUUUGACAAGACUCGCAAAGACACACUGGCAAUAAAGAAGGAGACUCAGUCAAAAACAAAAACAACUGUUUCAGAAUCAGAAAUGACAAUGGAAAUUCUUUCAAUACCUGACAAAACUGAUUCAACAACUCAAAAGACUGUGACCGUAGAGAAGGAAAGUGUUCCAGUAUCUCAGGAAACUGCUGCAGUCCUUGACAAGACUGGCAAAGACACAAAAGACACCCUGGAAAUAAAGGAGACUGUGUCAAAACCUAAAACAACUGUAUCAGAAACUGUAAUCACAGUGGAAAUACUUUCAAUACCUACUGAAACCGAUUCAACUACUGAAAAGACUGUCACAGUAGAGAAGGCGAGUUUGUCAGCAAAGAAGGAUACAGUGUCAGCAUCUAAAACAACUUUUUCAGAACCUGAGAUGACUGUGGAGAUACUAUCAAUACCUACAGAAACUGAUACAACACCAAAAAAGGCAGUGACAGUAAAGCAAGCAACUUUCAAAACUCAAGGACUUGUCCUUAACGAAGGAUUUGAGAUGACUUCUCAGGACACAGAUACUACUUCCUCAGCCCUGGCCCCAUGCCAGCUAGGUCCCUCUCAAGAUGUGCUCAAGUCAUACUGGGAAUGGACUGUCCUUCCAGAAGAGGGGUCUCAACUGCACCCCAAAGGCCCACCGCCUGCAUCGCUCGCAAAAGAUAUUGACAAACAACAGCUGUUCACCUGUCAGGAGUUGGGGUUGGAACUGAAGGAGCAGAGAGCACUGCUGGGAGACAUCGUCGGUCACUGUGGAAUGACACGUCCUCCUUGCCUGUCAUCUGACAGCCAGACACAUGCAGGGUCACACCCCGAGCCCAUAGGGGGCAGUGCAGCCCAAAGGGAGAGGGCCAUCCUUCAAAGCCAGCUGGAGGAAAAACUCACAGCCAUGGAUAAGCUUGGAAAGGGUAUUCUCCUGCAGGUGGCUGUGCGGUCGCAGAUGGAGCUGCGGAAGCCAGAGAGCCAGGCGCCUGCGCAGUCUGGGGAAAUCCUUACCAAGCACGUGCCCCCAUCUUCUGCAGGGGACACUGGCACACAGGACACGGUGUUCAGCAGUGGGGGCUCUUGGAAGGAAGAGCAGAGGGGGAGUGUGGAGUUGCUCCAGGGGUUCAGUGAGCAGCUUCAGGGGCUGACCAGCUUGGUGGAGUUGGGCAGGGAGCGCCUGGUCCGCAGCCAGCAGCUGCUGCACAGCCGGGCCCACCUACAGACCCUGCUGAACGGACACAAGAAAUUUUUCAGGGCCCUGGGGGCCCACGCGGCGGUGCUGGGUCACUUGAGGCAGCGCAUCCCAGCGGCGGAGCAGGGGCGGGUGCAGGGUGCGAAGGCAGAACUUGAACAGGACGUCAGAGACCUCCAGCUGCUGGCCGUGGAGGAGGGAGCCCAGCUGCAGAGAACAUUGGAGGCUUGGACACAGUGGGACAAGAGCAGCAGCCAGGUGGCAGAGUUGCUGCAGGACAUGGAGGCCCAUCUGCCCAGCGGAGGGCCACCUGAAGAGAUGGAAAGGCAGCUUGCCACUUACAAGGAAUUGAAAGGGGUUCUGGAGGAGAACGAGUCACGGCUGUACCAGGCCCUGGACCUGGGGAGGGGGCUGCAGUCCGGGGGGCGGUGUGAAGGUGUGGACACGGCCUUGCGGAGACUGGAGACCCAUUGGCUGGCUGUACGGAGGAGGGUGGUGCAGGGCCAGGUCCAUGCUGAGGAAAUGGUGGGCCUGUGGAGCAGGUUCCAGCAGGAUUCGGUAAUGCUGUGCGAGUGGAUGGCAGGUGCCAGACAGCGACUGCAGUCGUGGCGAGAGCAGACUGCUACUCCGCCUCCCAAACUCCUGGCAGAACUCCUGGAACUGGCUAAAGAAACGGAGGCCAUGUCCUCUCUGAAGGAGUCUGUGAGCCGUACGGGUGCGCAGCUGGAGCAGCUGAAGGGUGAUGAUGCUUCCGGGCUGCAGACGCAGCUGGAGCAGCUGGAGCAGUGCUGGGCAGACCUGCAGGCUGCACAGCCGGUCGCCCGCGAGCAGCUGCACAAGUUGCUGAUGGAGAAGCUCUCAGUGGAGGAGGUCAUGGUGGAGUUGGGAGGGUGGAUGGAGGGGGUGGAGGCCAGGCUGGCCGAGGACAGGCAGAGAAUUCAACAGGCCUCUAGCACUACCACCCUCAGCCCCCUGCUCCAGCACUGCCAGGAAUGUAAGGUGGAGAUGGCCUCACACCAGCUUUCCCUGGACUUUGCACGCCAGGCAGUGGUCCAGACCAGUGGCAAAGAUGUUUGUGUGAGGCGCUAUGAGAGACUAAACCUUGCUGAGCAGCUGGGCGCUUUGCAUCUGCGCUGGCUUUCCCUCAAAGGGACACUGGCCACCCAGACCCGUCAGUUGGAACAGCUGCAGCAGAUCUGCGCAGACGGAGAGAGCCGGCUGCUGACAUUGCGCAGCUGGAUCACAGGCCAGAGGAAGAGGAUGGAAGACCUGCCAAGGCCCAGCAGCCUGUCCCAGGCAAAGAGACUGGUGGAGGAGUGCAAGGACACAGAGCAGACUCUGAAGUUGAAGUCUGCCGAGCUGCAGGAGUUGAGGGAUUCCUGCCAGUCGGGGCAAGGAGGCGAGGAGCAACAGAGUCACCGUGCAUUCAUCUCCCAGACAGACACUGUCCUCCAGGACUUCACUGCCGUGAGCCAGCAGAUUUCAUUAGUGCACUCGGCUCUGCUGGAGGUCGUGAGGCAGUGGGAGGGAAUCGAGGGGGCGUUGGGAGAAACUGCUCUGAGGACAGCGAAGACCAGCCAUGCCCUGGACCUGGCCCUCAUACCACAGCUCUCACCCCAGACCCUCCAGGGCCAUAUCCACAGGCUGCAGCUUCUCCAGGAGGAGGUGAGAGAGGGCGAGGAGGCCUGGGAGGACCUUAUAAGAACCUGGUCUAGCCUGAGGAGUUCUGUCAGCCCGGCCGCCGCCCUCCUCUUAUCCCAACGGCUGGAGGAGGACAAAACACGGGGCACAGACAUAUUUGCACUGAGAAGGGCGGCGGUAAGCCAGCAGGUGACGGAGGAACUACUGAAAGCACAGGCUCUGAUCGAGCUGUGGGCAGCUUACGUCCGUCUCUCUGAGCCCUGCCUCCUGCAGCUGUGCCAAUGCCAGGACCAGCUGGGGGCGCUGUUGAGCAACCCACCCCAACAAGACAGAGAACUGGAGGGGUUCCAGGCCAAGAUAAAGGCUGUUAGCGAACUGCAGGCUGGUAUGGAGGAUUUGCACAGCAGUCUCGGAGCAGUGCUGGAAGCCUCGAACAAGCUCAGUGGACAAAUGGAACCCCAAGCCUCGGUCUUCAUCACAUCAGAAACCCUGUUCCUGUCGCAGGGUGUAGCCCAGUUGGCCAGGGCCCUGCCAUUAAGACAGAAACAGUUGCAGGGCAAGUUGGAUCUUCUUCAAGAAUACCACAGACGCUUGGAUUCUCUGGAGAAAUACCUGAAAAGCUUUGAGUGCAAGCUGGAGAGCACAUCCAAACAUGAACAGGACCUGAAGGUCCUUCAGGGGGACCUCCUUCAGAUGACAGCCAUGACCUCUGCCCUGGACCGCCUGAACCAACUGCGUUGUGCUGUUACCCUGAGCAGCGGGGUGGCCGACAGGCUUCAGGACCUCAGAACGCGGUGGCCGUUGGCCUUCUCUCGGGCAAUGGCGAUGUGCCAUGAGCUCCAUGCGGAGGCGCUGGUGAGGCAGAGCUUUCAGCAGAAGUGUGAGACCUGCAGAUGCUUCCUGGAGGAUAUGGAACAGAGCCUUCCCAGAGAGGACGACGCCCGUCCCUCCUCAGACCUCCUCCCACAGCAGCUCACCAUCCAACGGAUGCUCCAAGUUCGGGUGUCUAUGGGGUGCCAAAUCCUACAUUCGGUAAUCACGGAUGGCCUGGACCUGCUGGAUAGGGGUCAGGUGGAGGACAGGUGUGGCCUCAUUCGGAAGCUGGCGCAGCAGAUGGAACGAUGGCAGGGGACGGUGCAAAGGGCACAGCAGUGGGGUGUCUGGGUGCAGGGGCUGAUGGGACAGCGGGAUGUCUACGCCUCUGGCUGGAGGAUGCUGAGGAAUCUGCUGAGUGACACAGAUCACCUGCUAUCAUCUUCAGGCCCUGCCCUCUGCAGCCUGCCUCAGCUCCACCAAUCACUGGAGGAGUUCAAGCUUGUCGAAACGCAGUUCCAGCAGCACCAAGGUAUCUAUCUGCAGACACUGGAAGCGGGGAGAUCCCUACUCCCAGUGCAACCUCAGCUGCAGGAGGAGCUGACAGCCCUUCAGGAGGCCUGGGAGCGUACCCAAGGCAUUGUGGGACAACAGAGGACCCACACAGAGGCUGUGCUUCAGAACUGGGAGUGCUGCCAGACCAGAUUAGUCGAUAGCAGACAAAGGCUGGAGGAACUGAAGGACAGACUGAAUCAGCUGAUGCCAGAUCUUUGGGAGGAGCUGCAGACCACCCAGAAACUCACAAAGGAGCACGAGGACGCACUGGAGGACUGGUCUGGUGGCCAGGCGGAGCUGACCGAGAAGAGGGCGGACCUCGCCUGCCGUGUCACUGCUGAUGACAUCACGCUGCUACAGGCACCGGAGCAGGGGCUGCGCAGCCAGUGGGAGGAGCUCCGCCGGAAGGUGUCCCUACGUGAGCAGGAGACAGAUGACCGGCUUGGUGCCUGGUCUGUAUUCAAAGAGAACAAGAAGUGGCUUUGUGAUUGGCUACUGCAGAUGGAGAGCAUGGUGGCCUAUGGCACUCAUCUAACCUCAGCAGAAAUGGCAGAAAAGCUGAACAAGGACUGCAUGGAAGACAUGAAAUGUGUCAGUGAGAACAAGGCCCAUCUGAAAGAACUUGGAGAGGGCCUGAUCAUUGCAUGCGACGGAGCCAUGGCAACAAAGAUCAAGGGCAUGCUGAAAGACAUGGAGGACCAGUGGGAGCGUGUGUCUGACUGCAUCAUGUCAAGGGAGAAACAGCUGCAGCAGAGGCAGGAGAGGGUGCAGCAGCUGCGUCGGAGCCUGCAUGGCCUGCAAACGCAGCUCUCCUGUGCAGAGGGCCAACUGGUCACGCCUCUGUUGUACAGCGUCUGCCAUAGUGAUGAGAUCCAGAAGAGACUGGUAGAACAACAUGCCCUUGAGCAGGACGUGGAGAGGCUGUCGGAGUGCAUGGCCCCGGUCAUCGCUCUGUGCUCGGCGCGGGACACAGUUAGCAGUAGAAGCGAUGCGGAGAACGCCCGCGUAUGCGAGAGCCUGGAACGCCGCUGGAGCUACGCCCACACCCUGUGCACAAAGCGAAGGAACAGGAUUGAGGAGACUCAGCGGCUAUGGCAUGAGAUCCUGAAUGACCUUUCACGCUUCGAGGAUUGGCUGAAGACGGCUGAGAAAAACACCGGAGCCGAAGAGGAGGUGGAGAAGUUUGAGGCUCUUCAGAGGGAGGUGCAGGAACACUUUGCUCAGCUGGAGCUCCUAAAUGUGCAGUACCAGCGACUGGCCUGGGACAACCUCACCGAUACGGCCGGCAGCCUCAGUGUCACGGUUCACGAGGUCAACCAGCGCUGGGAUGCCCUAUGGCAGCAGAUGGAGGCUACUAAUAGGAAGCUGAAGGUGGUGACAGAGCAGCCUGAGCUCUCAGGUCAGGCCCUGGGGGGGGGCGCAGUGCUGGUUGGGGGAUCUGGACAGGAAGAAAGUGAAAGUGAAGAGGCAGGCCCACCCAUCCAGCAGGCUGUGGCCCGAAUGCUGGCCAUCCAUGGCACCAUGUCAGUUCCAGGGAUAUCUGUGACUGAACCAACCAGCAAGCUUUCCCUAGAGUCACAACAGGGUGCCACUCCGGGUCUGGGUGGUCUUUCCAGUCACACAAGCACCCCCUCUAAGCAGGGCUAUGAGGAGAUGAUGUUAGAAUGCAGCGGGAGCAUCGAACGCGUGAGGAAAGUCUCGUUGAUCCUGGACGAUGAAGAUGAGUCAGCAGAAGUGCAGGGCCUCACAGGGCUCACCACAGCCGACAAACAGUCAGGAGUCAUCCAGCGCUGGGAGGUGCUACAGGCCCAGAGCCCCCCGGCCCGACCGCGGAAUCAGCCGCAACCAAGCUCUGAUCUCCAGGAUGUCACCGUGUGGCUGGCCCGAGUGAAACCUGAGCUGGAGAGGCUACAGGCGCCUGAGCCUUCAGCCAGCCUGAGUGUCCAGGACAUGGAAGCCAGGGUCAAGAGGCUCAAGAAAAUGCAGAGGACCUUUGACAGGUACAAAGGUGUGGUGAUUGCCCUCAAUCUGAGUGGGCAGAAGCCACAGCAGACUGGGGUGGAUGUGGCGACCGAGGCUGGCUUACGGGACAUGAAUCAGGCUUGGGUCAUGGCCUGCAUUCUCCUGGACCAAUGGAAGGAAAAGCUCUGCCGAGCCCUUAUGAGAUGCAAGGAGUUCCACCAGACCCUACACUCCAUGCUGCUGUGGCUGGCUGAUGCGGAGAGCCGGUGUCUUGCGGUCGAUGUUCACGACCCCGCCCUGAAGCCUGCUGCGCUGCGGGAGCGUGGCCGCACACUCACGGCCUUGGAGCAGGAACUCCAGGUGCGGCAGCGGCAAGUAUGUUCCCUGCAGGAGAUCUCCUCCCAGCUGCUCUACGAGGGAGUGGCCGAGGGCGGCAAAGUGGGUACGGACAGUACCGAGACCCUGGAGAAGCUGCAAGUCAUCGGCAACAAGCUGCAGGUGCUGCUCCGCCAGGUGGCUCAAGACCGGCAGGUGGUCCAGGAACGUCUGGAGCAGGAAGGAGAUGCUGAGGCUACAGAAGCUGCAGGAGAUUCCGACAUGAAGAGGGGUCCUGAGAGGCGUGACCCCUCACCCCCCCGUUCGUUCUUUGCCCGGGUGUGGCGGGCGGCCUUCCCUCUCCACCUCCUCCUCCUGCUGCUAAUCAUGCUGGCCUGCCUGGUCCCAGCCUGGGAGGAGGACAACACCUGCACCUGGUCCAAUAACUUUGCCCGCUCCUUCUAUCCCAUGCUGCACUACACCAAUGGGCCACCACCCACCUGAGGCACCACCCACCACCGUCCCCCCACCCACCCAUAGGACCAGGCCAAUCAGACCUUAUCAUCAUAAUCAUCAUCAUGGACAGAAGAGAAAAAGUAUUGUUUUUAUGCACAUGCAAUAAUGUAUUUGGGAUGUUCAUAAAAUCCGUGGGUGGAUUGAUCUUUAUUACCUUCUGCACAAGACAAAAAUGUGCUUUCAGAGCUAAUGUGCAAUAUCAAUAUCACAUGCAAUGUUUUUGGCUUUAUUUUGCUUUCUUUUAUUCAUUGGAUUCUGUUUAAACAAAAUAUAUUUUUUUAGAAAUGUAGUGCAAAAACUCAAUAAUAGAUCAAAGAUUAUUAAAAGUAAUUGUAUUUAUAUUUUGACAAUUUCCAAAGCGUCAAAUUACAUGGAUACUUAAAUGACAAAUAAAUACAUUGUUAAUUUACCAGCAGUAAUAACGGGCCUCCUGCUUUGGUAAUUGCUCACUAGAAUCUCAGUCUCAGACGUAAUAUUUUUGGCUUUAUUUUGUUUUCUUUUUGUUUAUUCAUUGGAUUCUGUCAUUAUUGAGCCAUCAAUCAGUUGCUGCUGGGUCUUCUCUAACAAAUGUACCAAACUGUCCAUAAUGCAAAUGAGAAUUUCCUCAUAAAUUGGGAAUUUGGUUCAUAAUAUUUUAGUGUAUUUCUUGUUUUUAUUUUAUUUUAUUUGUAAAAAAACUUAUUUUAGAAUAAUGUAAACUCAAAUCUCUACAGCUGUAGAGUGCAAUUUAUUUUUCAAAUGACAGAAAUUCAAAUCAAUAUCAUGCAACUUAAAGGUAACUGUCUAGUUAAGUUUUCACUUUCAUUAUAAUUGUAUCAGUCUAAUAAUGGAUGUUUUUAUGAUUGGGGAAAAUGUCAUCUGGAGAGCAUGUGGGCUCUUCUUUGAUCUCUUUUCAGUGGAACUGGCUGCAUGUGCUUUUGUGUGUGUGUGUGUGUGUGUGUGUGUGUGUGUGUCAACCUGUCUCUUCAUCAAAUCUUUAUACGUUUCCGAAUGGCUACACUUGACCUUGUUGCUCCCUUAAGUGUCCGAUAAAGGCCACAGGACACAGUUUACUAACAGGAGCAAGGACCAAAAUCACGUCUCAGUCCCCAAGCCAAUGUGCACCUAUGCAUCCUUGUAAGGCCUCACCAUGGAAACAUAAUAUUUACUGUACUUUGAGUGCACUGAAAGGAGGUGUGUGAACAAUAAAACAGUGGAGCUGUAUGUGUGCAUUCUUUCAAAACUAAUCCAGGUAUUUUUCUAAAAUUGUAUGAAAUAUUAUUAUUUUAAGUGAAUUUUAUUGUGGCAACUAAACAUAAUUGCAUAAAAAUGUUCUAAUCCAUAUUCUUGAUAAAAUAAAUUUUGAUGUCUGCCAAUUUAAAUAAAAAUGUUUGCUAUGA